Messenger RNA from Photinus pyralis (common eastern firefly), 1179 nucleotides. It is a transcript of the gene PIG-K, whose product is annotated as putative GPI-anchor transamidase. Gene Ontology annotation, cellular component: GPI-anchor transamidase complex. NCBI's taxonomy places the organism in Eukaryota, Metazoa, Arthropoda, Insecta, Coleoptera, Lampyridae. The record is from RefSeq and is a predicted model, not a curated record. Gene Ontology annotation, molecular function: GPI-anchor transamidase activity. Gene Ontology annotation, biological process: protein localization to cell surface; attachment of GPI anchor to protein; proteolysis. The coding region runs from base 64 to 1107 and encodes 347 amino acids. The transcript has 6 exons.
UCUACUGGAAAACUUAACCUUAAUUACUGCGAUAAUAACAUAACAAUUCAUUUCAUCUUUUCAAUGUUCAUAAUGAACGAAAAGAAUGCUUUCGUACUUAAUAUAACAUUCUUAGUAAUUAUAACUGUGUGUUACGGUUACAAUUAUACAGACAAUAUUGACGACUUCUUCCGAAAUAAACACACCAAUAACUGGGCGGUACUAGUCGAUACGUCCCGAUUUUGGUUUAAUUAUCGUCAUGUUUCGAACGUGCUGUCGAUUUACAGAAGCGUAAAACGUUUAGGUAUACCAGACAGUCAGAUCAUCCUCAUGAUCGCGGACGAUAUGUCGUGCAAUCCGAGGAAUCCUCGACCUGCAACGGUUUUUAAUAAUGCAAAUCAGCACAUCAAUGUAUAUGGAGAUGAUGUAGAAGUGGAUUAUAGGGGUUAUGAAGUAACUGUAGAAAACUUCGUAAGAUUGCUGACAGGACGAUUGCCACCUGGCACACCACGAUCUAAACAAUUGCUGACUGAUGAAGGCAGCAACAUUUUAGUGUAUUUAACAGGCCAUGGUGGAGACGGAUUUCUAAAAUUUCAAGAUUCAGAAGAGAUAACCAGUCAAGAAAUGGCUGAUGCUUUAGAACAAAUGUGGCAAAAGCAAAGAUACCACGAAUUAUUUUUUAUGAUCGACACUUGCCAGGCCGCUUCUAUGUAUGAAAAGUUUUAUUCGCCAAAUAUUUUAGCGGUUGCAAGUAGUUUAGUUGGAGAAGACUCCUUAUCGCAUCAUGUAGAUCCGGCAAUUGGAGUGUACAUAAUUGAUCGCUAUACUUACUAUGCCUUAGAGUUUUUAGAAAACGUAGAUCCUUUUAGCAAGAAAACUAUUGGAGAGUUUUUAACUGUAUGCCCAAAGAGAGUGUGUAUUUCUACAGUUGGUAUAAGAAAAGACCUGUUUAAAAGAAAUCCACAUGAUGUUCCUGUAACUGACUUUUUUGGAUCUGUUAGACCUGUCAAGUUGCUUUCCAGUACUUCAACAGAUACAAAUAUAUCAAUAAGUACAACAAAGAAAGUCAUUUCUCUAAAUAAAAGUCAUUAUAAAUAUGUACCUGCAUUAAUUAGUUUUAAGAAAUAGAUAUAAAGUUGUAGAGAAUGUCAAUUGUAGGUAUUUUAUUUAUAUUUUAGUGCAUAAAGCUUUUAAUGAUUA